AUGUAUCACCUACUACCCGCUUCAUUGAUCGGCUUGUUGUUUUGUGGAGUGUCAGGUUUCGAGCUUGUGUCCAAGCCAACAAAGCUAGAUAUCAAUGCCUCAAGCUUUAUUGAGAAUGUGCCAACCUUCUUUGAUCUAUCUGAUCUGCAUUUGGUAAAAGUAGAGCAUGCCUUUGACUCUUACUGGGCAGGCGGCAUCGUCCGGACCACGAGCAACGAUAACUAUCUUCUCAUGGCACACGCCGCUGUCUAUGGCAAUGUGACAACUUAUCGCGGGGGUAUUCUUUCCCUCGACGACCCUCUCGGAUACCACCCAAAAUACUAUCAAGCGGUCAACACGUUCACUCAUAAUAACGGUACCGUGGAGCCAUUCCACCUAACCAUACCUGGCAAUGUGUUUGACAUGGAAUUGAUCGGGCCUGCCAACGAAUGGUUUCCACGACUAAAAAUUACCAGUCGUGUGCCGGAAACAAAGUUCAACAUUGCCAUCGAUAUGGACAAGGCCGGACCACCAGUGCUGAACGCGGGACUCGGCUCAUGGCUUUGGGUGGGCGAACCCCAACACCAAGUGUCCGUACCACGCGGCCGCCUCAGUGGCACAUUCACUGUUAAUGACACCCUCUUCACUAUCGACCCGAGCCAAUCCCUUGGUUGGUACGAUCGUCAAUGGGGGCCUACUUUAGCGCCAGCCUUUACAUGGCUUGGUCUCUAUCUAACCUCAUCCAACACGUCACAUGAAGAAAUUUAUGCUUCCAUCUGGAAUUGGGAAGAUGACGUGAAUGGGAACAAGUCAUUUGCUACAAUCCAGAGGCCGUCUGGGAUCAACACUAUUGUGCCUUUAGCCGAUUUUACCGUCACGGACAGCUUUCAAUCUCCAGUAUCCAACAAAACAUACUCGCUAGACCAUAGGAUCAGAUUGGCAGAUGGAACCCUCCUACACAUAAAACCUGUUCGACGCGAUCAAGAGUUUGUCAUGCAGGGUUUCGACAAUCCAUUUUACUCAGGAGCGGUGGAAGUGACAGGAAAUCAAUAUACUGGUUACGGUUAUAUCGAUAUCUUGCCUGGAGGGGGAAGUUUUUAA
This is a messenger RNA of Talaromyces rugulosus, 1080 nucleotides long. RefSeq lists its product as uncharacterized. Bases 1 to 1080 code for a protein of 359 amino acids. The record is from RefSeq and is a predicted model, not a curated record. The transcript has 2 exons. NCBI's taxonomy places the organism in Eukaryota, Fungi, Ascomycota, Eurotiomycetes, Eurotiales, Trichocomaceae.